AUGGGUGUCCGUGAAGCAGAAGGGCGUGAAACACUCGAAAUCAAGUCACGCUAUGAAGUCGACACAACACGGCUGAUAGAUCCUGUUCCCAGUGUUGAUUGUUCGGGUGGUAAAAAACUUAAAGGGAGAACACCUUCCCCGACUUCCCCCGAGAAAUUGUCACUUCAGGGUAAAAAUCACACAACUGCAUCGGCUUCGGUUGUUUCUCCCUCUAAAAAGUUGCAAAAACCUUCUGCAACGACCUCAAUGCAAAGUCCUUCAGCCCUAUCCUCAUGUUCAUAUCCCAUAAUGAUAAUAUUAUUUAUAACCGUUAUUUUAUUGGGUGUGACAUUCGAUUCAUUUCUUUACUAUCAGAAAGACCCGAUCGGGUGCGAGGUUUCGUACAUGUAUCCAACGUACCUAAGACAAGAUGGUUUUGACAGCGAGCAAACACGAUUCGCGGGAAAAUAUGGACUCUAUUUGUAUAGGGAUUCGUCAUAUGAUCGCAACGAUCAACCUAUAGGAAUUCCGGCCCUCUUCAUUCCAGGCAAUGCCGGUAGUUAUAGGCAGGUUAGAGCCAUAGCUUCGGAGACAUCAAAAAUAUAUUACGAGAAUAGAUCGGAAUUAUGGAACGAUGGUUUGAGACCAAUCGAUUUUUUCACAGUCGAUUUUAAUGAAGAAUUAUCCGCAUUUCACGGACAUUCCCUGCUUGAACAGGCAGAGUAUCUCAAUGAUGCAAUCAGGUACAUUUUAUCGUUGUACCCAUUGGCUAGAAAGAAUCUACAGACUGAUCCAUCGUCACAGGUUUAUCCUGAUCCUACCGCUGUAAUUAUAAUUGGUCAUUCGAUGGGAGGAGUGGUUGCAAGAACUUUGUUCACAAUGCCAAAUUAUCAGCCUGGAUCUAUUAAUACGAUUUUGACGAUGGCAUCACCUCAUCUUUUACCACCCGCACCAUUCGAUUGGCAAAUAAGCAAAAUAUAUAAGGACAUUAAUGAAUUUUGGAAAAAUGGAUAUUCUCAGAAUUCAACCGAAAAUUCGUUAGACGAUGUAACUUUAAUUUCAAUCGUCGGUGGAAAUUUGGACACGGUGGUUUGUUCCGAUUCAGCAAAUAUAAGCCCUCUCGUUCCAGCAUCAAACGGCUUUACGGUAUUUACGACAUCCAUCCCUAAUGUGUGGACGGCAAUGGAUCAUCAAUGUAUUCUAUGGUGCAACCAAUUGGUAGGAGUUGUAGCGAAUUCAUUAUUAAGUGUCGUCGAUGUCAGACGAGCGGUUCAGACGAAGCUGAGGUCAGAAAGAAUGUCGGCGUUUCGCAAGGUCCUCUUGACCGGACUCGAAGAACAUGCUGAACAAGAGCUCAAUGAAAUCAAAAGAGAACCUUUUGGGAUCAUAAAUUUGGAAAAGUUGUCUCAUCGGUUUUUGGACAUGGGACAGAGACUUGUAUUGAGCGAUGCGGAGUCAACACCACAAGUAUAUCUAAUGCCCAUACCACCAUCCGCGCCUCACUCUGCCUUAAAUGCAUUUUCUUUUUUAACCGGUCAAUCACUUUUCGAAGAUUCUGGACUUAGUGUACUUUUGUGUCAUGUUAUGCCGACGGAAGUACCUGAGCCUCAUGGCAAAAAAGACUUUUCCCUAAAUGAUUUAUCAUUGCCUACUGCGCCUAGACUUUCGUGUCAGGUGGUACAUGAUGAUGUUUUAUUGGUGCCAGCUUCGACAUUUGAGGUGGAUCAACCUUUUUCAGGGCAAACUUUUAACUUUCUGAAGUUAAAGGUCGAGAAAUUGGGUGAUUAUCAGUAUAUAGUCGUCAUGUUUCGCAAAGAUUUUGCCAUGAAGGGUUUCUUGAUUGGAGAAUUCUAUGAUGAAAGAACGUCGAUGAUGGAAGUUAAUACAACGAUUAAAGAUCUUUUGUGGGACGGAAUUCACAUCGACAUAUUUCCCGAGCACAAUACUUUAGUAUCCACGCUUCGAAUUCCUGUAAUUGAAAGUAGUCUGUUAACUUACAAGAUAUCGGUUCGUCGUAAUGAAUGCGCUGGCAAGCAACUCUUCGCACCAUUCCUAAGGCAAUCAAUUUCUUCGAUGUACGAGUCGAAAUUUCUGGUUAACUUUGUAAAUGCAGAUCUAAAUACUCAUGGACAAGCACCUUUUAUCACGCCCGUCACUUCUCCGCAUUUUAAAAAGGGAAUUGAAUUACAAUUCUGGAUGGAUCCCACGUGUUCUGCACCAAUGUCAGUUGAUAUUGAAUUGGAUUUAUAUGGAAGUUUUGGAAAAAUGGUCAUGCGUUUCCAAACUAUUCUGGUUGUGUUUCCUUUCAUCACAAUCGUGAUGACCCUAAGGGCACAACUAAGAGAAUACAACCGUGGUGAACCAUUUCCGAGUUUUGUUCACGGAUUGGCACUUUUCAUACGUCAGACAUUGCCAAAAUUCCUUAUUGCUGUAUCCAUUCUGUCAGUUUAUCAGUCAAUCAUUAUAUCCUCAAAGACACACACGUUGGUGGAGCAUUUUAUCAUGGGAUAUGCACCUGAGGGUUUACAGAAAGCUAUUGUAGAUAAAGUUUCGUUUGACUUGAAUGAUACUUUGUUGGGAAACCAAGAUCCAUUUUUCUGGUUCUUGCCUCUCAUUUUUAUUUUCGUUAGUAUUGGUGUAACUACCAUUUUUUGGCUUCUUUUGGAAGGAAUUAUCAGAAUGUUGGUUGUUGCCGCAGCGUACACGGGUCGAGAUCAAUUUACGACAAAACCAGCGAAAGGAACUCCUGAGUCAAAAAAAUCAAAACUGCGGCGUCGCAGUGUUACGACGGCUAUUCUUUUUAUUUUAGUGUCCUCGUUCGUCCCUUAUCAAUUCGCGUUCGUCGUCGCAUUUUUGGUCCACGUCGUUUCGUGCGUCCGAUCAUUAAUCGUUGCUCGGAAAGGGGUAUUUGAGAUACAUGUUUCUUUGGAUUUGGAUUUGUUUAGUUUCUGA
This is a messenger RNA of Acaulospora morrowiae, 2931 nucleotides long. The record is from the annotation of a GenBank genome assembly. NCBI's taxonomy places the organism in Eukaryota, Fungi, Glomeromycota, Glomeromycetes, Diversisporales, Acaulosporaceae.